Sipha flava (yellow sugarcane aphid) is the source of this 2862-nucleotide messenger RNA. Its product is annotated as zinc finger protein 628-like. Bases 727 to 2169 code for a protein of 480 amino acids. Gene Ontology annotation, molecular function: DNA-binding transcription factor activity, RNA polymerase II-specific; RNA polymerase II cis-regulatory region sequence-specific DNA binding. The record is from RefSeq and is a predicted model, not a curated record. NCBI's taxonomy places the organism in Eukaryota, Metazoa, Arthropoda, Insecta, Hemiptera, Aphididae. The transcript is spliced from 3 exons. Gene Ontology annotation, biological process: regulation of transcription by RNA polymerase II.
CCAGGUAUAGGUCGGCGACGUGAUCGCGGAGCUCUCCGGCCAGCCAGUGGCGGUCCGGACGUUCGUCGUGUGUCAUCUUCGCGAGUGUACGCGUCCCGCGCAACGAUCACGUGUCUCACGAUCGAGUUUUGCGCCGCACAUAUCACGCGCGCGCCCGAGUUUUUUUUUAUUCGCUCCGUUUUUUUUUUUUUUUCUUCUCUUUUUAUUGUUUCUAUUAUUAUUAUUAUUUUCUCGAUACAUUUUUGCUCGAACACGCGCACGCCGCCGUCAAUACGUUCUCGUUCGUACGCAGACGCUCACGCUCGCACCGCAUAACAUUCGUACAAGUUUCGUACGUUAUCUUGUUUUUAAAACGUAUAAAUCCGAUUUGUGUGCGGUCUCUCGGUUUUUUUUUUUUUUUUUUUUUUUUUUUUUUUACUUCUUCUCUCGUACACGUAUACGUCAUAACAUCAUGUUCGUGUGUUUUUUUUAAAUAAAAUAUACAUCGUAUUUUUUUUUCCUCUCGCCGCCGCGAUGUACCGCGGCGAUCGUCGUGAAGGUUCGCUCUCGUCGUUGCGCUCGCGGAAAUCGCACGUUUUUCACUGCAACAACCGCCGUCUGGACUCGUGCCUUCAAUAAAUACAAACGGGAAGAGAACAACACGGUUUUCAACAGUUUCAAAUCACCCGCGUGCGUGCACGAGAGUUAUUUCGCGGUGAAUGAACGGCUGUUCGAUUAGCUGCACGAAUGACUAUGGCUGAGGUGGAAAUGGAGCCGCCGACAGACAGGGCGAGCCGGUCGACGAUCUACAAGACCAACAACAAUCAUCCGCUGGCCACGAACAACAAUAACAACAACCACCACAUCACCAGCACUCGUCCGGUGGUGGUGAAGCAAAAGAAGCGAAAACGUUUGAACCAAGUGCUGGACAGGUUGGCGGGCCAAGCGACUUCGCCCAACAACAUAAACAAUAACAACAACGGUAGCAUAUUGAACCACAACAAUAACAAUAACAACAACGAUGUUGACGCGGAUUGCAAGGACAACGGCGUAAUGUUGAUCAAAGACGAAAUGGUGGUGAUGAAGGAUGAAGUGAUGACGGAGGUGGACGGGUGCAAGAAGAACGGCGUUGGCGGCUACGACAGCGACGAAUCGCUGAGGAGGUCGUCCAAGGAUUUCGAGGAACCGUUCAGUCCUGCCGGUUCGUCGUCGUACAACCGGUCGCCUCGCAGCUCACAAACGGACUCGCCGUUCAGCCCCAACCGGUCGCGACCGGACGAUCUGUCCGUGGUGCCGCCGCUGCCGCCGCCGUCCCUGCUGCCGCCGAUGAUAGUUCCGUCCGCGGCGCAGCUGCAGAAGUGUUUCCCCGUCAACGGCUCGUCCUUGCCGCCGCACCCGUUGCACCACUAUCCCAAGUACCCGAAGUGCAACUGCCUGUUCUGCGGUGGUGACGGCACCUCGCCACCCCGACACCCGUUGCCCACCAUGCCGCUGCCCACUGCACAGCAGCCUCCCGUCACCCCCAUGUCCCCAGCCUCGCUGUUGGCCGGUUCCAUGUACACGUUCGAACACUACCUGCACAGCAAGUACCUACCCGACAUAUUCCGGAAGCGACGGAGCCAUUCCGAUUCCGAUGUUCCUAUGUGGUUCGAAGCGACCAAGGCCGAGCACUGCGGUGGCGACGACCACUGCAACAGUUCGUCCGCAAACGCCGUCUCCUCGACGGCCGUGGUCACCACCGCCGCGGUCGGCGGUGACCCGUCCGGCAACGGGUCGGGCACCGGGGCCGCGGCCACCAAAGCGUACCCGUGCGAGGUGUGCAACCGGUCGUUCGCGCGCAGCGACAUGCUCACGCGGCACAUGCGCCUGCACACGGGCGUCAAGCCGUACACGUGCCGCGUGUGCGGCCAAGUGUUCUCGCGGUCCGACCACCUGAGCACGCACCAGCGCACGCACACCGGCGAGAAACCGUACAAGUGUCCCCAGUGCCCGUACGCCGCGUGCCGCCGCGACAUGAUCACCCGGCACAUGCGCACGCACUCGCGUUACGAGAUGGUAUCGUCCGCGUCGGCCGCCGCCGCGCUCGGUCUGGACCCGUUGUCGCCCGGCUCGUCGCCGCCCGGCGGCCACCAGCUGCUGCUCUCGCCGCCCCUCGAGGUGAUGCCGCCGUGCAAGUCGGAGCCGCAAUAGUGGCGGCCGCGCGGCGCAGCGGCCGCUUAGAGUCGCCGCCGGUGCUGCCGCUGCGACCACCACCACCUCCACCACCACCACCACUACUGUUACUAUUAUUUUUAUACUACUACUGUUUCACCGCCGAAGUCAGCGCAUCUGCACGUGUAACUAAUACGAACGGUUAUUAUUAUUAUUAUUAUUAUUAUUAUUAUUUUUUUUUUUUUUAAUACAACGUAUGUAAAUAAGUAAUCCUAAGUAAACACACACACACACACACACAUACACACACACACGUGCGCACACAGCUUUCGAACAAAACCAAAGAUAUGUAUAUUUAAUUUAAUUAUUCUAUCCGCGCGACGAUUCGAAUAUUUUCGUAUGUCAUAAAGUGUACAGAUCGAUUCCUUUUCUCUCUCUCGACCGACCACGCGCACGCCAUGAGCAUAAUAUCCAGAUUUCAUUAGAUAUUUUCUAAUCGCCCUGAACGGGAAAGAUUGUUCUUAUUUUUAUUUAUUUAUUAUUAUUAUUAUUAUUAUUUCAUUCGUCGACAAUCAUAUCGUCUUCAUUUGUAAUUACUCUAUACGUACGUGUCAUUUUUUUUUCUUUCUUUUUUUAUACUAUAAUCCUUAAAUAUGUAUUAGACAUUUUUACCUAUGUAUCGAUAAAUAAUGUGAACAGGGUGUGUGAUAUUAUGUUAUAUUUAUUAUGUAU